This is a messenger RNA of Trichoderma virens Gv29-8, 2307 nucleotides long. RefSeq lists its product as uncharacterized. The transcript has 5 exons. NCBI's taxonomy places the organism in Eukaryota, Fungi, Ascomycota, Sordariomycetes, Hypocreales, Hypocreaceae. Bases 1 to 2307 code for a protein of 768 amino acids. The record is from RefSeq and is a predicted model, not a curated record.
AUGGACUCUGACGAUGAGGAUUGCCCUCGCUCUGUCACCCAUUACGGGAUGCUUGAGUCCAGGAGAGACCUCAAACGUCGAGGAUUUCACCCUGAUGUUACUUCGAGGACGCCGAGUGAGGUGGAAACCGACGCAAUCGAAUACCUCACGAAUAAAGUCAACCUACCAGGGCGAAGUCAAUAUAUUGCUUCUCAGAAAGCCCUACUUGGACAGGGAGGCGGCUAUGGAUAUCGGAAUAGGCCUCGUGGUACAAUUAUCCGCCGUCUCACCAAGGGCCCCUGGUUUGUCACUGCAACGCUCGCCGAGAAGCCCGCCUUCAAAGAGGCAGCGAACCGCCCAAAAGAUGUCCCAGCUGAUCCCAAAGAUGCACUGCCGAUUGCACCUGAGAUUGGAGCUGUUACAGGGCAUAUGUAUCUUGGCCCAAAAAUCAUGCAAGAUGUCUUCCGUGAUGGCCACCAGACAGCCAUGAAACUGUCUCUAGCUUCGAGCAAAAUGUAUAAGCUGGUCAGCGAUAAUGUGAACCGGUGGGACUUUUGCGCUAUGGAAUACGUUGUCAAAGUUCCCUCAUCUGUAAUGGUUGUCGUGGUUCCCCAACACACAGUCGGGGAUAUUCUUGAAGCUCAAAAGAGAUACAAGUUGCAACUUAAUUCGCCUGAGUGGACAGCAGCGCGCCAAAAGUUGGAAUCCCAAGGAGAUUUUGACAACUACAAACUGCGAUCCAUUGAAGUGGAGCAGACAUUCUUUGAAUGGGCGCAGACUUGGAGGAUUGAAUGCUUGAGGGCUGCCGGACCCUAUUGGGUGACCAAGGAUGGAGAGAUUGAUCCUCGAACCACUGACCGUGCCAAGGAGUGGUGGGAUGAAGACAAACACGCCAUCAACGUCAUGGGCUCCCUCAAGCCACUGGACAAGAUGUGGUCGGCAAAUCAAUUUGAGGGGACCGUUUAUAAGCUGCAUAAGAUGCCCAUCAGCCUCGCGAUGGAGAGCCUUUUCAAAUUGAUGGUUGAACUGCAUAGGGCCCGUUCUCACGUCGAAGUGCUGCACCUACACAACGUGCCGCUUCUCGAUCGUCGGAUGCUCGCCAUCAUGCUUCGUGGGUUGCCGCAUGUGACCAUGGUGGGCGUAUACAACUGCCCUCUCAUCCACUUUGGCGACGUGAUUCCCAUCCUGGAUCUCAUCUAUGAGAUUAAUCAGGACCGGAAAGAGAAAAACAUGCCAGAGAUCAAGGCUUUUGACUUCUUUCCCUGUUUCAAUCAAGGUAUGCCAUUUGCACACAAGAACGCGGCGACGUAUGGUAUCUCCUGGGAGCCGAUCGCCAUGGAGCUUGCCCAGCCUGGUUUCUACGGCAUUAUUCUUAAGGCCGUCAUGAAAUCAAAGGGAAUGGGCCUUGACCUGCUGUUUUCCCCGGACCAUGCAUUCAUGGACUACCUGGUCAAAGUGCCAAAUCUCCCGCUGGGAGUCUAUAGCUUUCUAGAUGCCGUAUAUCGGUAUCUGGAAGUGAAGAGGGAUGAUCGCAAUCGUUGUAAUCUGAAGCUCCAGGCCAUCUACGACAUGCUUAAACCAAUUCGAAUUGAAUUGGACCCGUAUGUGGCGGAUGACUGGCCCAGAUACUACAUCCGAGAGAUGGGCAAGACGUUCUUGUGCUGCUGCUCCUGCGGCUACGCAACUUUUAGGGAAUUUUUCCCAGCCGGCUCGAAAAGGAGAGCGCUCAGGCACCGACAGAUUUGCUGCGCCUGUCUUUUGCAAAAAGCCCUUGACGAUGAGGAAGACCACUGGAAGACGCGGAAGAAGGACCUUCUGGAUAAGCUUUGCCCUGACUGGGAGCCAAGCGCCUUCAACCAGGAUGCACCUCUGUUUGACGGCGGGGGAGGACUAAUUCGUCUUGAGUCCACCGAAACUGUACGCCCUCGGCAGGACCAUCCGCCGUUUCUUGUUGAUGGUCUUCUCCGUCUCGCUCCAUUCUGGCAAGCCCUGGUUCGAGACCAGAAGCGUGUAUACGACUCGCUGGCCCAACUCCCUAGUCUUGAGGAUGUCGCUCUAGACUUGGCAACCGGGCGUCGGUGGCAGGAUGCAGUUAUCUUUGCCAUCAAAGAAGAUGUACUUCGUCUAGGUAUUCUGGAGCUGAAAAGCAGUUACCAGCAUGGCGUGAAGAGAAAGAGCAUUCCCGCAUAUGGGACCACGAGAAAGGAUGGCGGCGCGCCGGAUCAUCAAGAUGAGCUCCAGCCUCCGGUUUUCGAUGAAGACUGGGUCUUUUAUGAUCACAAAAAUGCCCUGAGGUUGGCACUUUGGCUAAAGAAAAGGGACUGGUGA